AUGUCAGAGCUGGAAGGUAGAGAUGAACUGCCAGAAUUUAGGCAGCGCCGAAAGGUUGCCAAUGUAAGCCAACUAGUGUUAGUGAUGACACAAGCACAGGUUGACCCUACCCACAACUAUGGAUUCAUGAAGUAUUUGACUACACCCGUUUAUCGACUAACGAUUUAUGAGGAGCAAACGGGUGGUUGGAGUGAGCUGCCACCACUGCUCGGGUUCUCCGAUGGGUUGCCAAUGUUUUGCCACCUUGCCGCACUGGGGUUGAACCUAGUGGUGAUUGGAGGGUGGAAUCAGGUGACUUGGGAGGUUUCAAAUGCUCUGUUCAUUUACAAUUUUCUUUCUGCCAAGUGGCGUCGUGGGACCGAUAUGUCAGGUGGUCAUAGAUCAUUCUAUGCUUAUGAGUGGGUCCAACUACGUGAUAUGGCAAGGGAGCGAGAUGAGUGCAAGGGGGGGUUCCACCGUGGCAAGUUCCAUGUCAUUGGUGGGUACCCCACAGAGAUGCAAGGUCGCUUUGAAAGAAGUGCCGAAGCUUUUGAUGUUGCCACAUGGCAGUGGGACCAAGUCCAAGAUAACUUCUUGGAAACUGCCACGUGUCCAAUGACUUGCGCGGACGGUGGAGAUGAAAGACUCUUCAUGUGCCGGGCUGGUGAUGUGUCGGUCCUACAGAGUUCCACAGGGCAAGUUGUAGCUGAACUUCCAACUGAGGUACAACAUACUGCCUUCGUGACAACAUGGCAGGACAAGUUGUUAGUGAUUGGCUGUACAAGAUUCGACGAGUCCCACAGAGUCUACGUAAUGGGUUUGAAAAAUCAUAAGUGGACAAAACUGGAGGCACUGGAGGAGUACUCUGGCCAUGUUCAAUCAGGUUGUUGCUUACAGAUAUAA
This is a messenger RNA of Ilex paraguariensis (yerba mate), 882 nucleotides long. The record is from the annotation of a GenBank genome assembly. NCBI's taxonomy places the organism in Eukaryota, Viridiplantae, Streptophyta, Magnoliopsida, Aquifoliales, Aquifoliaceae.